Molecule: messenger RNA, 2421 nt
Organism: Exophiala viscosa
Lineage: Eukaryota; Fungi; Ascomycota; Eurotiomycetes; Chaetothyriales; Herpotrichiellaceae
Exons: 1
Coding region: 374-2257 (627 amino acids)
Biological process (GO): pyruvate metabolic process; malate metabolic process
Cellular component (GO): mitochondrion
Molecular function (GO): NAD binding; malate dehydrogenase (decarboxylating) (NAD+) activity
Source: RefSeq, a predicted model, not a curated record
CGCAGUUCAGCCACCGCAGAUGUCCGCGCCUUUUGAUCCAGAGACGGGCCUUUUGACUCCAGUUUAGGUAUAUUUACGGGCUAUGUAGCCUAUGCAUACUCCACUCACUAUUGGCUUUGCGACACAUGUGUGACUCUUCGCCUUUUGCUCUCGUUUCCAUAUAACUCUCCCCCCUCCGGUUUCACCCAUUUUCCAACUCGUUUUGCUAGCUCCUAACCUACAAGUGCCCUGUUUCGUCUCACUCGGAAGUGGUUUCAUACCCGAGGAACUGCUCCUGUGCGUUUGGGCUUUAGACCACCGGUGUCGGACACUUGUCACACUGCUCAAAGAUCCGAGCCGCUCACACAGACAUCCUCCCGCAUGCGCAGUCCGAAUGCUCUACAAAAUCUCCAGGCCAUCCACCUCACGGCUCAACCUCAACCUCAUCUCCUUUCUCCGAUCCGCUAACAUGUCUACCACUACUGCUACCCAGGCGCCCAUUGCGCAGCACGUGGGCAACCUGGCCGCCGUCACUGCCACCACGCGUACAGCCCUCCAUCAUCAUGCUCCCAAGCAUACGCUUCCCAUCGCUCAUGUACCGAACCGUUCUGCUCACAUGGACACCUCCCUCUCCAUACCAGUCCGCAAAUAUCUUCAAACGUAUGGCCUAACUCCUCCUCGUGUGGAAAGUUACGAGGUCCAGAAGCAGAGAUGUUUGGCACAAUUGGCUCUCAAAAGCUCCGACAUUGAAAGGUUUCAAUACUUGAGCGCUGUGAGAUGCAACAAUGUACAUCUAUUUUACAGGCUGUUGACAGAUCAUUUCAGCGAGCUGGCGCCGCUCGUGUACACUCCAACUGUGGGAGAGGCAUGUCAAAGAUGGUCUGAAAUCUUCGUACAGCCCGAGGGCAUGUACCUAAGUUUUGAGGAUCGAGGCCACCUAUCGAGCAUCAUACAAAAUUGGCCUCAGCACAAUGUGGAGAUCACUGUCUUGACAGACGGAUCUCGGAUCCUAGGUUUAGGAGACCUUGGUGUUGGUGGUAUGGGCAUCCCGAUUGGAAAGCUCGCACUCUACACCGGCUGUGCUGGUAUUCGACCAGAAGGUACUCUGCCAUUGACAGUGGACCUGGGAACGAGCAAUAAGGCUUUGCAGCAAGAUCCCCUCUACAUGGGCAGUCGCAGGGACAAAGUGACUGCAGAGGAGGAGAAGGAGUUUCUCGACGAGUUGAUGACAGCGCUGAAAGACAGAUGGCCAGAUAUCGUCAUUCAGUUUGAAGAUUGGAAGAAUCCCUUCCCAUCUCUUGAGCGGUACCGCCAAGACUAUGCCAUGUUCAACGACGAUAUCCAGGGCACAGGCGCUGUGAUCAUGGGUGGUAUCAUCGGUGCUGUCAAACAGUCUGGCGUGGCUCCCAGAGACCACAGAGCGGUCUUUCUAGGCUCAGGCUCUGCUGGUGUUGGCGUCGCCAAACAGAUUGUCGAGUACUUCAUGCAUGAAGGGUUGACCGAGGAGGAGGCCAAGUCCUGCUUCUGGCUUGUGGACAGCAAAGGCCUUGUCACGCAAGACCGAGGCGACAAGCUUGCAGACCACAAGAUCUACUUUUCGAGAACCGACAACAAUGGACAACAGUUCAAGUCUCUAGAUGAGGUGAUCGAGUACGUGAAGCCCACCAUUAUCAUGGGACUCAGCACGAUAGGUGGGGCUUUCACCCCCGAGAUCUUGCAGAAGAUGGGCAAGUGGAACGACAGACCUAUAAUCUUCCCACUAUCCAAUCCGUCUAGCAAAUCUGAAUGUACAUUCGAGGAAGCGAUCACCAACACCGAGGGACGUGCCCUGUUCGCAUCGGGCUCGCCGUUCCACCCCGUCAUGUAUGGUGGCAAGAUGUAUCACCCUGGCCAGGGAAACAACAUGUACGUCUUCCCAGGAAUCGGGUUGGGUACGAUUCUUUCGAAAGCUGUUCAAGUCACGGAGAACAUGAUCUACGCCUCUGGAGAAGCUCUACCAACCAUGAUUACCGAAGAAGAAAAGCAACUUGCACUGCUGUAUCCUUCGAUCACACGCAUUCGCGAUGUCAGUGCCCGUGUUGCAUUAUAUGUCAUUCGUGCUGCACAAAGGGACAAUGUCGACCGAUUACACCAUCUUCGGGAGAUGGAUGAUGCCGCAUUGGAGGCAUGGAUCAAGGACAAGAUGUAUGAUCCCCAUAAGGAGACUGGAGAGCUGGAGAAUGAGGUGCGCGUGCUUGUGGAGGACAUGGCUGCCACUACCGCCUCUCCGAGGUUGUGAGCUGCUUGCCUAUAGGCGUGAAUAUUUGCAGAUACCCUGGUAGCUUGAAUGUUGGGAAUGGCUGGAUCCUUUUCCUUGAGCGUCAAAAUAGAAUUUCUGGUCAACUAUCCAUAGUGCUAGACUGUUAUGAUGGUGCUAAGAUAAAUAAAAGUGUAUUUGUUGAA